AUGUAUGUCCUCACGCAGUCUUUCGUUGUCCUGACCACUGUCGUUGCUCUCGCCCUCGGCCAGGAUGCUGGCGUCACGACGUCUACCUCAACUCGGAUUUACACGGCAUACGGGACAUCUCCAACCUCGAGCGUGUACACAAGCCACGUCACUAUCUACGGCGACACGACUACCCUGACCAGCACUUCGAGGGUCACCACAACAAGUCCCAUUCGGUUCACAACGAUCAUUCCUUAUACUUUUCUGUCGACUCUCAACGUUACUAGCACAUAUCGCGCAACUACCGAUGUCUUCACUAGCACUACCACAAGCACACAGUAUAACAUGCUAAACACCACUUCAACCUCGUAUAUCAAUGUCACUGCUGCCGCGAACACCACACUCGUUACAGAAAGUAUUGUCACCAUCCCCACGCCGAGCGGCUUUGUCCCGGUAGACGAGUCUUCUGGGGAUGAAAACUACAAUGGAACCAUGAAGCGACGGGAUGCAGAACUCGAAAGAGAUGUUCCUCUGCAACCCCGACAGGCUGCUGUCACCACAACGGCCGAUGCUUGUUAUAUCUCUAUCAUUUCUGUUGUCACGCGGUUGGCUCCACAAACCACUUCUACAACGACUGUGACUUCGACGAAAACAAGCACUCAGCGACCACCGCGGACCGUGACUCAGUCGACGACCCUUACUGUGACCAACACAGUGGGCGUCCCUGACGUCCCAGUGCUCUCUACCUUGGUAGUGACAGUGCCCGCCACCACGAACCUGACCCAGGUCAUCGUGGUACAGACAGAAACAACAGUCGGCACCCUCACAAGCACCUUCACCUCCUACACCGCGACCCGAACCGCCCAUCUCGCCUGCGGCACCGACAACCAGCUAGGCCCGCGGAUCGAGGACGGCACCUACAUCGCCGCCGUCGUGGACAACACGCGCGCCAACGUCGGCACAGGCACCAACGCGACAUCCAGCUACGACUGCUGCGCCAUCUGCCAGGACGCCGCGGGUUUCUGUGACUUUGCAUACUACGACACGCAGGCCGCCGGUUCGGGGAGUAACAACAACAGCAGCAGCGGCAACAACUGCAUGCUGUACAUGGCGAAUGCGCCCAAGAAGGCCCAGGGAGGAGGAGGAGGCAAUGCCACGUGCUCGCAUGCCCAGGCUGGGUUCUACAAUACGAAUAAAAAGACCACGAAUAGGUGGGUCGUCAUCAACGGGCCGUGUGGCCAGCUUGUCCAUGGCAAUCCCACCCCGAAGGCGAGCUCGACGACUGCUGCUGCCGUGUCUACGAGCUCGUCUGCGGCCGUGCCUACCUAG
Fonsecaea multimorphosa CBS 102226 is the source of this 1308-nucleotide messenger RNA. RefSeq lists its product as uncharacterized. The record is from RefSeq and is a predicted model, not a curated record. Bases 1 to 1308 code for a protein of 435 amino acids. The transcript has 3 exons. NCBI's taxonomy places the organism in Eukaryota, Fungi, Ascomycota, Eurotiomycetes, Chaetothyriales, Herpotrichiellaceae.